AUGGAACGCCUUGGACUGGUGUCAGUGCUGUGCGUCAGCGUGCUAGCGGCGAGCGCGCAAUCGGCGCUGCUGCCGACUCUACAUGAGCUGGUGGUCGCUGGCGACCAUCCGAUAGUGCGAAGGAGUGUAGAAUCCGUAACCGAUGAACCGUAUCAGCCUAUCAAAAAGACGGAGAUGCGCGUGCGCUCCGAAGUGGCGCUGCGCUACGCGCGCACGUCAGUGAUCACGCACGUCGCGAACCCCGACUCGCGGCCGCAGGAGGCCACCUUCCGCAUGCUGCUGCCCGACACCGCCUUCAUCAGUGGAUUCACUAUGACGAUUGGAGAGAAAUCAUACAAAGCGUACGUGAAAGGCAAACAAGAAGCUAAACAAAUUUAUACUCAAGCAGUCUCACAGGGCAGUGCAGCCGCUCACGUUGCUACUAAAGCUCGUGACUCCAACCACUUCACUGUAUCAGUCAACGUGGAAGGCAACACUACCGCCAUCUUCGAGUUGAGCUACGAAGACUUUUUAGUGAGCCGCAACGGACUGUACAGUCACGUCAUCAACCUGCACCCCGGCGCGCUAAUGCCGGUCAUGGAGGUCGUCGUGCAUAUCAAAGAAUCACAAAAGAUCGCUAAACUUAAUGUCCCUGAGCUGAGGACCGGUAACGAAAUUGAUGCGACGAAAAAUAAUGCACAAAAUCCGAUGGCUGUUAUUCAAAAUGGUACCGACGACAAGGAAGUGAUUGUUACUUUUACUCCUGACCUAAAAGAACAGAGACGACUUGCUAAAUUAUAUGUGGACAAGAGCAGCGGAGACGGUACGGCCCUCGGACAGUUUGUGGUAGAAUACGACGUAGAACGGUCCAACAAUGGUGAAAUAUUGGUAAACGAUGGCUACUUCGUGCACUUUCUCGCCCCGACCUCCCUUCCGCCGUUGAGUAAACACGUGGUGUUCGUACUUGACACGUCGUGGUCAAUGUACGGACGCAAAAUAGAUCAACUCCGUAAAGCCAUGGACACCAUACUCUCUGAACUAAAUCCGUACGAUUACUUCAACAUUGUGGAAUUCAACUCUGAUGUCAAGAUGUAUGAACUUAAGGAUGGUGAUAACAACAAGCAUAUCUCGAUUUAUAACAACGAAAACUCGGUGGUACCACCAGCGAUUGCUUCGCCAACAAAUAUAGCUAAGGCGAAAGAUAUUGUUUCUGGUUUGAGUAUUGAUGGUGCAACUAAUAUCAACAGCGCUUUGGAGGCAGCAUUAACUCUAGUCAAGAACGGGGUUCAUUUAAACACAGACGAAAACGAAAAUGACAUUGAAAAAAGGAAAUUGAUGGAAAAGUUAGAGCCAAUUAUCAUAUUUUUGACGGACGGCGAGCCGGUAGUUGGAGUGACUAACACUGACCGAAUUAUCGAACUUGUAACCGAGAAAAAUACCGGCGAUAUGAAAGCGGCGCUAUAUUCGCUUGCUUUUGGUGAUGGCGCUGACCGCGACUUCUUACGCAAGCUCUCUCUCCGCAACGACGGCUUCAUGCGGCACAUCUACGAAGCGGCGGAUGCAGCGCUGCAGCUGCAAGAUUUCUACCGACAGGUGUCAUCGCCACUCCUCGCUAACGUGAAGUUCACCUACCCUGCUAACCAGAUAAAAGAAGGGUCAGUAAGUCGGAAUGAGUUCCGCACUAUCAACAAGGGCUCGGAAGUGGUGGUGGUAGGGCAGGUUGCCGAUGACGUCACUGAGAUGACGCCACAAAUCAUCGGAUUUUCUGGCAAUGAAGAAGAGCUGGGCUGGACGCGGUAUGAAGUAGUUUCAACGGUGGCGGUGAAUCGUACCAAGGACGAGCACUUGCCGCUAGAGCGCCUGUGGGCCUACCUCACCAUCAAGCAAUUGCUGGACAAGCGCGACGCGGGCGAUCACAGCACGGGCGAGAACAGCCCUGAGAAGAAGGCCCUGGACAUAGCUCUUAAGUAUUCGUUCGUAACGCCACUGACGUCACUCGUAGUGGUCAAGCCGAAUGAAACCAACGCAGUUGAUGUGGAAUCUGCAGACAAGCUGCCCACUGCUAGCCCAGCCGCCAGAUAUACACCGUUGUCUGCGCCAGUGAAAACGUCACCACCAGCGCAACCUGCGGUAUCCUGGCUCGCACAAUCCCAGUUUCCCGGAAGACUCAGUGGAAUGAGAGUAAACAAUAUCGGUAACGGAAACUAUUAUUCAAAUAGGAUAAGUCUCGAUGAUGACUCGAUGUCCCAGGUUGGUAAUCAUAUCAUGGGCGGUGGGGACUUUGAUGGAAACUUCCGUAUAAGUGGUGGCAAUGGCAAUGGUUUUGGGUCUUCGAGAUUUGGGGGAUUUGGACACAGUUCUAGCAGUAUGAACAGAGGAUGGGGAAUUACUCAUAUCAAUAACUUAAGUAAUGGUAGACCCCGCCCCAAUUAUAUGAGCCGGUUCAACAGUAGACAGCACAUCCCUUAUCGCAGCUGGUUCAACGAAUAUGAUAACGAUAACGAUAGUGAUGAUGACUCUGACUUCUGGGGCUCUAAUGUUCCUAGUUAUGAUAGUGAUGACAGCAUACCUGUACCCGCUUCUACCACUACUACUACCACCACUACCACCACUACCACGACUACUACCACACAAGCGCCAACUACAGUUCCAAACAAGAACUAUCACCUGGAAGGCUUUGAGUGGACGUCGUCUCUACUGAACGCCAGCGUGGACGCUCUUACUGUGCUCGGAGGAAAUGGCGAACAAGUCUUCCUGAAGCUCACCACUGAUAUCAACCCUCCAGUAGCAGUGAGCGGAGACGUCGCGUGCUCGAACAGCACGUACGCAGUCGACACGAGCGACGAGACGGGCAGCGUGUGCGUCUACGUCACGCGGUGCUACGCCGCGCGCAGCAUUACUGCCGACGACUAUCAGAACAGCUACUGCGUUGUCAACGACAGGUAUGCUGGUGUAUGCUGUCCUAGAGACAAGGUUGAGAUAGAUAUUUAAAUUACUAUGGAUAAAAGUAAUUUAUAAUGAAACGUAUUAUUAUUUAUUUUUAUAUAUUUUAUGUUAAUUUCAA
This is a messenger RNA of Bicyclus anynana (squinting bush brown), 3043 nucleotides long. RefSeq names its product inter-alpha-trypsin inhibitor heavy chain H3-like. Lineage: Eukaryota; Metazoa; Arthropoda; Insecta; Lepidoptera; Nymphalidae. The transcript has 26 exons. The record is from RefSeq and is a predicted model, not a curated record. The coding region runs from base 1 to 2970 and encodes 989 amino acids.